Molecule: messenger RNA, 927 nt
Organism: Camellia sinensis
Lineage: Eukaryota; Viridiplantae; Streptophyta; Magnoliopsida; Ericales; Theaceae
Source: RefSeq, a predicted model, not a curated record
AUGGAUAAGAGUUGGAUGAUGAUACAAGAUCGGCUAAAAAGUAAAGAGUAUUUAGAGGGUGUUCAGUCAUUUAUUGAGUUCGCUACAAAGAAUUUAGGGCCGCAGGAUGAGAUCCGUUGUCCUUGUGUUGAUUGCUUGAACGGCACAAAAUUUAGUCGACACGUUGUACGGUUGCAUUUGAUUCGAAGAGGAAUCACAAUUUCUUAUCGAACUUGGGUGCACCAUGGGGAACAUGCUCCCAUAUUUCGUGAUCAUCCUAGUAUGCGAAACGAUGAUACCGAAACCAAUGAACCUGGAAUGACUGACAAUCACGAAAAUGUGGAUGAACUUCCUACCAUGUUAGAAGAGAUUUACAUGAGUGGUCUCAUGGAUGAUAAUAUCGACGAAGAACGUACUAGUUCGGAGAGGCACAAUUUGUUGAAGUUCAUGAAGUUCUUCGAUGAUGCUCAACGCAAAGUAUAUCCAGACUUUUUCAAAGACAUUCUACCAAACUGUGAUGAAACUGUUCCAUGGACUCUUUAUGAAGUGAAAAAGUUCUUACGUGAAUUGGGUUUGGGAUAUGAGGCCAUUCAUGCAUGCAAAAACGAUUGUACUCUAUUUUGGAAGGACAACGCCACAUUGGAGAAUUGCCCUACAUGUACGGAGUGUAGAUACAAGUUGAACGACAAGACGGGUAAAAAAAUUCCACACAAAAUACUUAGGUACUUUCCUUUGACACCGAGGUUGAAGAGAUUGUACAUGUCGAAAAAAACAGCCGCAUUUAUGACAUGGCACAAAGAUAAGCGUGUGGAUGAUGGAGUACUACGACAUCCAGCUGAUGGUGAGGCAUGGAAGGAUUUUGAUAGGUUGCAUCCUACGUUCUCUGCGGAUCCUCGGAAUGUAAGACUAGGGCUUGCCACAGAUGGUUUCAAUCCACCAAAAGAAUAA